Molecule: messenger RNA, 1734 nt
Organism: Pestalotiopsis fici W106-1
Lineage: Eukaryota; Fungi; Ascomycota; Sordariomycetes; Amphisphaeriales; Sporocadaceae
Exons: 3
Coding region: 1-1734 (577 amino acids)
Biological process (GO): fatty acid metabolic process
Molecular function (GO): medium-chain fatty acid-CoA ligase activity
Source: RefSeq, a predicted model, not a curated record
AUGGCUACGCAGCCCGUAGAGUCGUCGUACACACCAGAGCCCUUUGUCGAGCGGCGGAAGCUCUCCGUCCUCCAUGGCCCAGUCGAUCCCCCACUGGUAGACCUCACUUUGGGCGAGCUGCUCGAACUCCAGUGCCAGCACCACGGCACGCAAGAGGCUUUGGUCACUCCGUGGAACGGAACGCGAUGGACCUACAAUGAGCUCAACCAGCAGAGUGGUCAGCUCGCACGGGCAUUAAUGUCGCUUGGAAUCGGUGUUGGUGACAGAGUUGGUGUCAUGGCUGGCAACUGUGCUGAAUAUGCUGCCAUUUUCUUUGCUGUUGCACGGAUUGGUGCCAUUUUGGUUAUCCUCAACAACACAUAUACUCCGACAGAAGCACAGUAUGCUCUCAAAUUCUCAGACUGCAAGGUCUUUUUCACACAAAAGAAGAUUGGCCGCGUUGACAACUCAAGACUCCUGGCCGAACUGGACGCCCAGUCGACCAAGCCUAGCGUAGUCAUCAUCAGAGGAGAGGCUGGCGCGUACCCAACAUAUGCCGAACUUAUGAAGCGAGGCUUGAAGGUCAGCCAAAGCGACCUCUACCGGCUGGGAAGAAAAGUCCUUUCGCACAAUGUGUGCAACCUCCAGUUCACGAGCGGUACCACGGGCCUGCCAAAGGCUGCCAUGCUGACUCAUCACAACAUUGUCAACAACUCGCGCUUCAUCGGCGACAGAAUGCGCUUCGGCCCCGAUGACGUUCUCUGCUGUCCGCCACCGUUAUUCCAUUGUUUUGGACUUGUGCUUGGCCUGAUGGCCGUCAUCACCCAUGGCGCCAAGAUUGUCUUCCCCGAGGAGGUCUUUGACCCGGCUGCUGUGCUGCGCGCCAUUUCAGAUGAGCAGUGCACGGCAUGCCACGGCGUGCCAGCCAUGUUUGAUACCCUCUUCAGCCUCCCCCUGCCGCCAAACUUCAACUGCGACAGACUGAGGACGGGCAUCGUUGCCGGUGCGCCGGUUCCUCGGUAUCUGAUGGAGCUGAUGGUCGAGCGCUUUGGCAUGACCGAGUUCACCAGCAGCUACGGCUUGACUGAGGCGUCUCCCACAUGCUUCAACGCCUUCACCGAUGACGGCAUCGACAAGCGUCUGACGACUGUCGGCACUUUGAUGCCUCAUGCUCACGCCAAGAUCGUGGACCACGAGGGCAAUAUUGUCCCUGUCGGCACUCGCGGCGAGCUUUGCAUUGGCGGCUACCAACUGCAGGCGGGAUACUGGAACAACUCGGAAAAGACAUCUGAAGUGAUGAUGCGUGACGAGGCCGGUGUCUUGUGGCUGCACACUGGUGACGAGGCAGUAUUUGACGAGGACGGAUACUGCUCAAUCACGGGACGCUUCAAGGACAUCAUCAUCAGAGGUGGCGAAAACAUCUACCCUCUGGAGAUUGAGGAGCGCUUGAUGGCACACCCCAUAAUCACAAAGGCUAUUGUCACGGGUCUCAAGGAUGCACACUACGGCGAGGUCGUGGCCGCCUUUUUGGAGGGCGAUAGCAGCAAGAAUGGUCAGCGCCCCAGCGACCAGGAGAUGCGGGAUUGGGUGCGACAAAAGCUCGGAAAACACAAGGCGCCGGCCCACGUCUUUUGGCUCGGCGAGGGCGGCGUGCCCGCCGACGUGCCCCUCACCGGCAGCGGAAAGGUCAAGAAGUACGAAAUGGCCAAGUUUGGAGAGGAGACACUUAGAAAGAGAAGACUCGAAAAGCUAUAA